Molecule: messenger RNA, 882 nt
Organism: Colletotrichum graminicola M1.001
Lineage: Eukaryota; Fungi; Ascomycota; Sordariomycetes; Glomerellales; Glomerellaceae
Product: bacteriorhodopsin
Exons: 1
Coding region: 1-882 (293 amino acids)
Biological process (GO): monoatomic ion transport
Cellular component (GO): endoplasmic reticulum; plasma membrane
Molecular function (GO): monoatomic ion channel activity
Source: RefSeq, a predicted model, not a curated record
AUGGCAGGCAACCAAGCUAUCCUCACCAACAACCGCGUCGGCCAGAAGGCCGACCUGGGCAUCACGACGCGUGGCUCGGACUGGUACUUUGCCAUCUGCGCCAUCAUGGCCAUAACUACCGUCAUAUUCUUGGGCAUGGGCUUCGCCAAGCGCGAGACGCAUCGCCUGUUCCAUUACAUCACGGCAUCCAUCACCUUUGUCGCUUGCAUAUCAUACUUUUCUAUGGGCGCUGGCCUGGGCCAAGUGCCCAUCCAGGUCGAGUUCCCGCGUAGCAACGACAUACUCGGCCCGAACGGCACCGGCACGCGCGAGAUCUUCUACGUGAGGUACAUUGACUGGGCCAUUACCACGCCGCUGCUGCUGCUCGACCUCUUCCUCACGGCCGGUCUCCCCUGGCCCAGCAUCCUCAUCGCCCUGCUCGCCGACGAGGCCAUGAUCGUUACGGGCCUUGUCGGUGCCCUCACAAGCACGAGCUACAAGUGGGGCUACUGGGUCUUCGGCAUGUUGGCCUUCUUCUAUGUUAUUUAUGCACUCGUCAUCGACGGACGCCGACACGCCGCCUCACUGGGCGGCCAUGUCAGCACCACGUACCGAAACUGCGGCGUGCUCACCAUCUUCUUGUGGUUCAUCUACCCGAUUGCCUGGGGUUUGGCGGAGGGCGGUAACCUCAUCCACCCGAAUUCCGAGGCCGUCCUUUACGGCAUCCUCGAUGUGCUGGCCAAGCCCGGCUUCGGCCUGAUCUUGCUCUGGGGUCACAGGAACAUUGACCCAACGGCGCUGGGCCUGCACAUCCGUGAGCCGGGCCAGCCCAAGACCCGCAAUGGACAGCACGAUGGUGACCACGGCCACAUCGGUGGCGCGGGGCCUAGCAAUGGGCUUUAA